CCCAUUUUCACAGCGCCUGGUGCCUCCGGCCCAAGCCGUUCAUACGGUGGAAGUUGGAGUCGGCCGCCAUUUCUGCUGAUCUUGAGUCUCUCUCCGCUCGCGGUUGAUCAGUUGCUUCUCCCGCCGGAGUUCCGCCGGAAAUGGUGCCGAAGACCCGACUUGAGCUCUCGAAGCUCCUUCAGCUUUCGGGAAUCCUAAGAAGUUCCACUCCUUGUCCUCUGCGCUGCAUCUCGCGGCGCCCUCUCUGUUCCGCCGCCGAGUCGUCCGGUUUUCAUGAUACGCGGAGUUGGCUUGACUUCGAUGCCGAUCCCAACGGCCCGGAGAAUGCAGACUCCGGCGACGAAUUCGUGAUCCCUUCUCUAGCUGACUGGGUCCAGAGUUACCCUCUUCUCGACCACACCAAGGCCCUGCACAAGCCCAAGAGCGGCAAGGAAGAGAUUUCCGAUGUCGACAGAAUGUGCCAAAUCUUGAAGACCCAUCGUCGGUCGCUGGAGGAUGUUGUCCGGGCUCUAAAUGGGUGCGGCGCAAGUCCGUCAAAGAGCUUGCUUGAGCAGGUUCUGAGGAGGUUCAGCAAUGACUGGGUGCCUGCCUUCGGGACCUUCUCUUGGGCCAAAUCACAAACAGGUUAUGUGCAUUCCCCGGAAGUGUGUGACCUCAUGGUUGAUAUCUUGGGGAAGUCGAAGAAGUUCCAUUUGAUGUGGGAAUUGGCCGAGGAGAUGAGUGGAAUGGAAGGGUAUGUCUCAUUUGUCACCAUGAGCAAAAUAAUCAGGAGGCUUGCUAAAGCCAAGAAGUUCGAGGAUGCAAUUGAAGCAUUCAAGGGCAUGAACCGGUUCGGAGUUAGUAAGGAUAUCAAAUCAUUGAAUGUAUUAAUGGACGCGAUGGUUAAGGGAGACAGCGUCGAGAGUGCUGAAGAAGCCUUUUCGGCUUUCAAGGAUGAAGUAGGCCUCAGUUCGGAGAGCUUUAAUAUCUUGAUACACGGAUUCUGUAAAUGCCGGAAGCUGGACGAUGCGCGACGGGUUAUGGAAGAGAUGGAGAAACACGGGCUUAGACCUGACUCUGUCUCUUAUACGUGUUUCGUUGACGCGCACUGCCGAGAGAAGGAUUUCCGCAGUGCUGAGUCCAUCCUCAAGGAAAUGACGCAAAAGGGCUGUCCUCCGAAUGUUGUUACCUACACAAUUUACAUGCACGCUCUGGGGAAGGCCAAGCAGAUAAACGAGGCUCUGGGAGUCUACGAGAAGAUGAAGAGUCGAGGAUGUGUCCCUGACACCUCGUUCUACAACUCGUUAAUAUACAUUUUGAGUAAGGCUGGAAGGUCUAAAGAUGCACAAGAGAUCUUCGAGGACAUGGAAGCAGAGGGAGUUGACCGUGAUGUACUGACAUAUAAUACCAUGAUCGCUGCCGCUUGUGAGCGUUCGCAAGAAUUGGUGGCCCUGAAGUUGCUUAAGAAGAUGGAGGAGGAAUCCUGCCAACCCGAUCUUAAGACUUACGCGCCUCUACUGAAGAUGUGCACGAGGAAGAAGAGGAUGAGGGUUCUUCACUUCUUGCUGAGCCAUAUGUUGCGAAACAAUGUCAGCAUUGACCUAGGGACGUACGAGCUGUUGGUUCGUGGGCUCUGUAAGAGCGGCAAACUCGACAAAGCAUGCUCUUUCCUUGAGGAAAUGGUGUCAAAGGGGUGGACCCCGAGGGAGACCAUAUGUAAAUUGUUGAUCGAGAAGCUGGAUGCUGCUGGUAUGGUGAAAGAAAAGGAGCAUGCUGAGAAGUUGAUGUCAACUGUAAAAUAACAGCAAUAAGAAUAUCUUUGUUCAACUCGAAAUUGAGUGGAAACCUUGUGGAUCGAUUCCAUGCUCUCUUCUCUA
Molecule: messenger RNA, 1856 nt
Organism: Punica granatum (pomegranate)
Lineage: Eukaryota; Viridiplantae; Streptophyta; Magnoliopsida; Myrtales; Lythraceae
Source: RefSeq, a predicted model, not a curated record